Molecule: messenger RNA, 4012 nt
Organism: Sebastes umbrosus (honeycomb rockfish)
Lineage: Eukaryota; Metazoa; Chordata; Actinopteri; Perciformes; Sebastidae
Product: glutamine--fructose-6-phosphate aminotransferase [isomerizing] 1
Exons: 19
Coding region: 130-2178 (682 amino acids)
Biological process (GO): UDP-N-acetylglucosamine metabolic process; protein N-linked glycosylation; fructose 6-phosphate metabolic process
Molecular function (GO): carbohydrate derivative binding; L-glutamine:D-fructose-6-phosphate transaminase (isomerizing) activity
Source: RefSeq, a predicted model, not a curated record
GAAGGCGCCAUGGAAGAAGGCGGUUUGCUCUGAGUCACUGUGACAACAAGAGGAAGCGACUCUUAGCUUAUAUGUGACAGGCGUUUCUCAGCUACCAGAGGAGCUGUAACUGGCAGCCAAGCUGUAAACAUGUGUGGAAUCUUUGCCUAUCUCAACUACCAGGUGCCAAGGACUCGCCGUGAGAUCCUUGAGAUCCUCCUCAAAGGUCUGCACCGUCUGGAGUACAGAGGCUACGACUCAGCUGGUGUGGGAAUUGAUGGUGGCAAUGGCAAGGACUGGGAGUCAAAUGCGAAGUCUAUCCAACUGAUCAAACAACGUGGAAAAGUGAAGGCUCUGGAUGAGGAGAUCAACAAGCAGCAGGAUAUUGACCUGGAUGUGGAGUUUGAUGUUCACCUUGGCAUUGCUCAUACCCGCUGGGCCACCCACGGUGCACCAAGCCCAGUUAACAGCCAUCCACACCGAUCUGACAAGAACAAUGAGUUCAUUGUCAUUCACAAUGGAAUUAUCACCAACUACAAAGACCUGAGGAAAUUCUUGGAGAGCAAAGGCUACGAGUUUGAGUCAGAGACCGACACAGAGUCAAUCGCAAAGCUGGUGAAGUACAUGUAUGACAACCGGGAAAAUGAUGACCUCAGUUUCGCUACACUGGUGGAACAGGUGAUACAGCAGCUGGAGGGAUCUUUUGCACUGGUCUUAAAGAGCGUCCACUACCCCGGAGAGGCAGUCGGCACAAGGAGGGGAAGUCCCCUGCUGAUGGGAGUGAGGAGUGAUCACAAGCUGUCCACAGAUCAUAUUCCUGUGCUCUACCGCUCCACCACUAAAGAAAAGAAGGGCUGCAGUCCCAUUCCCAGGCUGGACCAGGACACCUGCUUGUUCCCUGUGGAUGAGAAAUCCGUGGAGUACUACUUUGCCUCUGAUGCAAGCGCAGUGAUCGAGCACACAAACCGAGUGAUCUUCCUGGAGGACGACGACGUGGCUGCCGUGAUGGAAGGCCGCCUGUCCAUCCACAGGAUAAAGCGUAGGGCCGGAGACUACCCUGCCCGCGCCAUCCAGACCCUGCAGAUGGAGCUACAGCAGAUCAUGAAGGGCAACUACAGCUCCUUCAUGCAGAAGGAGAUCUUUGAGCAGCCAGAGUCUGUGGUCAAUACCAUGAGGGGGAGAAUCAACUUUGAGAACAACACAGUGACACUGGGUGGACUGAAGGACCACAUCAAAGAGAUCCAGAGGUGUCGGCGUCUUAUCCUCAUUGCCUGCGGCACCAGCUACCACGCCGGGGUAGCGACCCGCCAGGUCCUGGAGGAGCUCACCGAGCUGCCUGUCAUGGUGGAGCUGGCCAGCGACUUCCUGGACAGGAACACUCCCGUCUUCCGAGACGACGUCUGCUUCUUCAUCAGCCAGUCAGGGGAGACCGCUGACAGCCUCAUGGCCCUGCGCUACUGUAAGGAGAGAGGAGCUCUGACUGUGGGCGUCACCAACACAGUGGGCAGCUCCAUCUCCAGGGAGACUGACUGCGGAGUCCACAUCAACGCCGGGCCUGAGAUCGGAGUAGCCAGCACCAAGGCCUACACCAGCCAGUUUGUGGCCCUCAUCAUGUUUGCGCUCUUGAUGUGCGAUGACAGGAUUUCCAUGCAGCCCAGACGCCGAGAGAUAAUCCAGGGCCUGAGAGUGCUUCCAGAUCUGAUUAAGGAGGUCCUCAGUUUGGAUGAUGAGAUCCAGAAGUUGGCAACAGAGCUGUACCAGCAGAAGAGUGUACUGAUCAUGGGCAGAGGUUACCAUUAUUCUACCUGCCUGGAAGGAGCACUGAAAAUCAAGGAAAUCACAUACAUGCAUUCAGAGGGCAUCCUGGCUGGAGAGCUGAAACACGGCCCCCUGGCGCUAGUGGAUAAACUCAUGCCGGUCAUCAUGAUCAUCAUGAGAGACCACACCUACACCAAAUGUCAGAACGCCCUGCAGCAAAUUGUUGCCCGCCAGGGCCGUCCCAUCGUGAUCUGUGACAAAGAUGAUUACGAGACCGCCAAGUGCUCCAGCCGCACCAUCAAAGUGCCUCACUGUGUGGACUGCCUGCAGGGCGUCCUGAGCGUCAUCCCGCUGCAGCUGCUGUCCUUCCACCUGGCUGUGCUCCGAGGUUACGACGUGGACUGUCCAAGAAACCUGGCCAAGUCUGUGACCGUAGAGUGAACCGCACCAUUCAUCACAUAACAACAGAAGCCUGGCGGACGCACAUUCAAACACGUACAGAUGGCGAGGGAACGUCUGUACGCAGAAACCAAGAGAAAACUAUGUCCCGUUUAUGUGUCUCGUGUCACGGCUCUUUUUAAUGCAAUCUUUUAUUCAACAGUUGUGUACCUCACUGUUGCAUACCAUCUGUAUCUCACUGUCUAUUUUUCCCAGGAACCUUUGGCAUCAUUGUCGUAUUAUUGUUAGAGAAGCGGUUUUGUCCGUGGUGGCGAGGUCAGGGCUGGCGCUGACAUAUGUUCAUAACGCUCUGGGUUUGUGAAGCUGUAGAAACCGACAGUGACCGUGUUUAUUUGUGCUGAUUAGUCUCACUGGGAGCUGCUGUUAAAGCCGUUGACUGACAGAGGUUGUGUUUUAAAGACCUUACUGGCUCUUUUUUUUUUCUUUUAGUGCAAUGAUUUGAAGUUUAGUUUGGAUAUUUUUUUUUGGCAGCUAAUCAUUUGAAGUGUCUUUACUCCACAGUUGAAGUAAACGACCGCCUUAAAUCAUUCCAAGCCACAGGUCAUCGCUUCUUUGUAAUUGCAGCUCAGUUUGCCAGUUUUGACUCGCUUGGACUUUCUUCUGAGGCCACGCAACUUACUGCAAGAGCAACAUCACAAAUUAGAUCACAGAAAAACUUGCAAAUAUACACUGCUGUGUAAAAUCUUCUUGGGUAGGUUACAAAAGCUUGUUCUUGUGUAUAAACUUAGUGUUUCGGAUUUCAAUCUCUGGUCUCGGUAGGCUCACUUAUCGAGAAUGAGCCUCGUUUACUGAGCCACCUACACCAGAGUGUGAGAUUUAAUUUUGUUACCAUAAACUGUUUCUGCUUUUACCGUUCUCUGUACAUUAUACUCUCACUUUAAAGCUAUUUAUGCACAAUUUAGUGUUUGAUUGUUCGUCUCCAGUUUACAUUUAAACUAUAAACUGAAGUGAUUCAAGUGAGAUGAAGUUACUAACCUGAAGUAGAAGUUGCACCCAGUUGCCAGCCCACACCUCACCACCACAAAUACUGCAAUAUUGGGACCAUUUGUAGCUAUUCUUUCUUUCUUUUGUUAUAUUUAAUUUCCUUUUUAUUUUUUUUUAAGGACUUUUAUAUUAUUGAAGUUACUCUUGAUUUGAAAUGUGAAUGUCACUGUCAUUUGUCCUGUCAAACCAAAAUAUCUCUACAAUGGCUUUGGCAAUUGUAAACCAAAACAUAUAUAUUUUAUAUGUUCAUCCUAUAUUGUAGCCAAACAUGUUACUGAUGCUGGUAGAUGUGUGUGUGUGGUAUGAAGACGCUUUGAGGCCUAUACACAGAUUUAUGGCAGUAUGUCAUACUGCAGAUGUUUAUUUAGAUAGAAAGUCAGAUGCCAGCUGUGUGUGUGAUAUCUCAAAUGUCUUUGUUUCAAACGCCAAGGAUAGAUUGGUGUUGUACACACACACACAGUUGUGUAGUGAAGAAAUAGGAGCUGCUUGUUUUCUUUUCUAAGCCCAUCGCAUAUUUUAGGUUUAAAAAUAUUUAUCUUGCUUUUGCAAUCAAGCCUUAACGCGACUUUUGCAUUUAUUUUCCCCCUCAAACAUUGAGCUUCUCCCGAGGCAGAGUUGAAAACUGGACAACGUUGUUACAGGUACUUUUGUAACCCACAUACAUGCUGUAAGCAGAUUAGCAGAUUUAGAUUUCUUUUGACUGGAAGAGGCAUUGGCAAAGGAUGCUGCACUGAAUCUCAGCAGCAUCUGUUGGAAACUGUUGGGUUACUGAGGGAGUGGGGCACUGUUUAUUAGUGGAACCGAUGCAAUAAAGUGUCAAGUACUUCCCUUU